CUCCACAGCAUAAUUUAAAACAUUGAAGAUGUUGAAUCAGGAAUAUAUUAAAGGAAUCUGUGAGCCUGAACUAGAAGAAAGAGAAUGUUACCCCAAGGCCAUGCACUGCAUUUUUGUUGGGGCUCAGAGCCUGUUUCUGAAGAGCUUGAUUCAGGACACCUGUGCUGAUCUCUGCAUUCUGGACAUUGGUCUUCUUGGCAUCAGAGGAAGUGCCGAAGCUGUGGUCAUGGCUAGGAGUCACAUUCAGCAGUUUGUAAAACUCUUUGAGAAUAAUGAGAACCUACCCAACAGUCAGAAAGAAUCCGAGGUGAAAAGGGAAUUUAAACAAUUUGUUGAAGCUCGUGCAGAUAACUAUACAAUGGACUUGUUGAUUUUGCCCACUUCCUUGAAAAAAGAGCUUUUGACACUCACACAAGGUGAGAAUUUAUUUGAAACGGGAGAUGAUGAUGUUAUUGAAAUUAGAGAUUCUAAACAAGCAGAGUUUCCACAGAGUGCUGCCACAGGGCUGAAUAUUUCCAGAGAUGAAAUUGUUUUGCAGGAAGAUGCAAGAAAUAAAGCUGGCACUCCUGUUUCUGAGCUUACAAAACAAAUGGACACGGUCUUUUCUAGUUCGCAAGAUGUCCUUUUUGUUCCAAUAAAUGGUCUAACCCCAGAUGAAGAGGCACUUUCCAAAGACAGAAUUUGUCACAAAAGGAGAUUUUCUGAUUCUGAAGAAAGGCAUACCAAGAAACAGUUUUCUUUGGAAAACGUUCAAGAGGGGGAGCUUCUACAUGACGGUAAGACAUUAGCUGGAAGUGUAAUCAUUGACUUAUCUGAUUCUUCUGCUGAUCCUGAAAAUUUAAGUCCAGAUGUGAAGGACACUACUGAGGAAAUGGAAUACAACAUCCUCGUAAACUUUUUUAAAACCAUGGGCUAUUCCCAAGAAAUUGUUGAAAAGGUCAUUAGGGAGUAUGGGCCAUCUACUGAACCAUUAUUGCUCUUAGAAGAAAUUGAAAAAGAAAAUAAAAGAUUCCAAGAAGACAGAGAAUUUUCACCUGGUACUUUGUAUCCAGAGACCAAUAGAACCAAAAACAAAGGUGUUUGUAGCAGCAUAAAUGAGCUUACAACAGAUUCCACUCCAAAGAAAACACAAACUCACACACAGCAAAAUAUGGUAGAAAAAUUUUCUCAGUUACCAUUCAAAGAAUCAAAACCAUGUACCUCAAAUUGCAAAAUUAAUACUUUCAGAACAGCGCCAGUAGAACAGAAACAAGAAAUCUGGAGUUCAAACCAGAAUUACGUUUGUAACAUGGACCUUGAAACUGACGGCCUUUCACCCUCUGUUGUCCCUUCAAGUCCCAAAGAAGUUGUCAGUUUUGUUUCAAGAGGAGCUUCAAAUCAUCAGCCCAGAAUUCCAGUUUUUCCUGAAAAUGGUUUGCAGCAGCAAGCAGAGCCCUUACAUCCAAGUAAUAUGAAGUCUGCCUGUGAAAACCGUUCAGGGUGUUGUAGCUCUCCCCAGUCGAAGCCAAAUUGUCCACCCCUUUCUCCACCAAUGCCACUGCCCCAGCUGUUACCUUCAGUUACUGACGCAAGGUUGGCGGGAACGUCUGAUCAUAUUGAUUCCUCAGUCACUGGCGUUCAAAGGUUCCGAGAUACUCUGAAAGUACCCUACAAGCUGGAAUUAAAAAAUGAGCCAGGAAGAACGGAUUUGAAGCACAUUGUUAUAGAUGGGAGCAAUGUCGCAAUUACCCACGGUCUGAAAAAGUUCUUUUCUUGUCGUGGAAUUGCAAUUGCAGUUGAAUAUUUUUGGAAGCUUGGCAACAGAAACAUCACUGUAUUUGUCCCACAGUGGAGAACAAGACGUGAUCCUAAUGUCACAGGUGAGGCAAACUGAUCCUUUCAGAUUUCUCCUUUUCUAGAUGUUUAAUGUGUUGGCUUAUAAUUGCAGCACAUACUACUUAGAGCAGGGCCAUGUGCCUUAGGCAGCAGUUUUAAAAGCAAAAUGGUAAAUCUGUUGCACCCAGUAGAACAUAAGUUGGAGUGUGUUACAGCAUUAAGAAGUACUUGGGGGAAGGAUGGAAAGGUAACAUAGUUGUUUAUGUAGAAAGUUACGUUAGAGUUCAUUAUACAUUACAAAAAUUUUCCUGACUUUCUAAAAAGUAGGUUAAAUCUGUCUUUCCAUUAGUCUGGGCUUCUGCCUCAUUAAAUAAUCUUUUCUAAAAUGGUCACUUGAUAAAUUUGGGAACCCCCAUAUAGAGUGGGUUUUGAGCAGUCUAUUUAAUAGCUUAAUAUAAAUUAUGCCUGUUAAUCGUGUGGUACUGCAUGAUUGACUGAAGGCCACAUAUGAGAGCUUUGAGCUUAGCGAAUUGUGCAGUAGUCCAGAGAAACCUAAGGUUGUUUCUUAGGUCACAGUAGGAGGAGUGGCAAGACUAUGCCAGGCAGCUUAACACAGCAGCGGCUAGACACAAAAGGUAGAUUGGGAGGAGAAAGGGUGAGUUCAGAGCUCACACAGCACUUAAACAGGAAGUGAAACUUAGUCACUGUUGAGGUGGAAAUGGUAAGACCACACAUUUCUCAAGUAUCCCAACUUCCCUCAUUU
Leptonychotes weddellii (Weddell seal) is the source of this 2578-nucleotide messenger RNA. The record is from RefSeq and is a predicted model, not a curated record. Lineage: Eukaryota; Metazoa; Chordata; Mammalia; Carnivora; Phocidae.